Messenger RNA from Anoplopoma fimbria (sablefish), 1119 nucleotides. Its product is annotated as protein-lysine 6-oxidase-like. The record is from RefSeq and is a predicted model, not a curated record. Gene Ontology annotation, molecular function: protein-lysine 6-oxidase activity; copper ion binding. Bases 1 to 1119 code for a protein of 372 amino acids. The transcript is spliced from 6 exons. Gene Ontology annotation, biological process: peptidyl-lysine oxidation. Lineage: Eukaryota; Metazoa; Chordata; Actinopteri; Perciformes; Anoplopomatidae.
AUGAAGGAACUCUCUCCUGAAGCCCUGCUCCUGUCUCUCUCCCACCUCUGCUUCCUCUGUAGUUUCCUGGACGUGUCUGUGUCUCAGGAGGCUGCUGGCGGCGGGGAUGAAGCUCUCCGACCCGGGCUGACAUGGCACCAUAACGGGCAGGUCUUCAGCAUCCUGGGCGGCGGCUCUCAGUACCGGCCGUCCGGCAGGAGGCGGCCCCCGGUGGUGGUCCUCAGCAGCACUAACGACACGGUCCCGGUGCCGGUCCCGGUGCCGUCCCGGGUCUCCCCUCGGGUCCCUGCCUCCAGCGACACCGCGCAAUUACGCACGGAGAUGCGUCGUCCUCUGCAGCCGGAGCCAGGAGGCCGCCGGGAGGACGGGAUGGUCGGAGACGACCCCUACAACCCCUACAAGGCUUCUAACUCCUACCCCUAUUACAACUACUACAACUCCUACUACAGACCCAGAGCCAGGACCCAGGCCCGGCACGGGUACGGAACCAGCGACCACCAGCACGGUCUCCCUGAUCUGGUUCCUGAUCCGAACUACAUCCAGAUCGCCACCUACAUCCAGAGGAUGCCCAUGUACAACCUCCGCUGUGCUGCUGAGGAGAACUGCCUCGCCGCCUCCUCCAGCUCCGCCCAUGACUAUGACACCAGAGUGUUGCUGCGGUUUCCUCAGCGGGUGAAGAAUCAGGGAACAGCUGACUUCCUGCCCAGUAAACCUCGUUAUUCCUGGGAGUGGCACAGCUGUCACCAUCACUUCCACAGCAUGGAUGAGUUCAGUCUGUACGAGCUGCUGGACGUCCACACUCAGAGGCCGGUGGCUGAAGGUCACAAGGCCAGUUUCUGUCUGGAGGACACUUCCUGUGACCCGGGAUACCACCGCCGCUACGCCUGCACCUCCCACACCCAGGGCUUGAGUCCAGGUUGCUAUGACACCUACAACGCUGACAUCGACUGUCAGUGGAUCGACAUCACCGACGUCACUCCUGGAAAAUACAUCCUCAAGGUGACGGUGAACCCCCGUCAGCAGGUCCCAGAGUCCAACUACAACAACAACGUGGUCCGUUGUGACGUCCAGUACACCGGCACCGCCGCUCACGUCUCCGGAUGCACCACCACAUCGUGA